GCGAACACAUCAGUAUUCUAACUUAUUAGCGUCGUACCGAAGAGCUUUGAACGUAUCUAUUAAUUUUGUGUUCCUCCGUAAGAAUCUAGUUUCUUUAGACGAUACUUCACAGGAGGAGGCAAUUUAUAUUAAUAAUUAUCAAAUAAAAUGUCCAACGUUAUUCAAUGCUUGGCUACCCAGAUAGCACAAUCGUUAUGGACGACGGACUGGAUACUGAUUUUUCUUCAAACGCUCAUCAUACUCUACAGACCUGACAUUGCCGAUCCCGAAAACAGGGUCAGGCCGACACCUCCACCCAGUCUACGAAGUAAUUAUGACUUCAUUAUAGUCGGGGGUGGCUCCGCGGGUUCCGUAUUGGCCAGUCGAUUAUCCGAAAACGAAAAGUGGUCGGUGUUGCUGCUCGAAGCUGGCCCAAACGAACCUCAUGCCACUGAUAUACCUGUCGUAUAUACGAGUGUAGCAUCGACUUCGUUGGUGUGGAAUUUUACAUCCUAUCCAUCUGAUAACUAUUGCACGGGACAAGACAAUCGGCAGUGUUCUUGGUUCAGUGGCAGGACCCUCGGUGGAAGUAGCACGAUAAAUGGGAUGAUCUAUAUACGUGGGAACAGACGAGAUUAUGACCGCUGGGAGGAAGCGGGUAAUCCAGGAUGGAACUACGAAAGCGUGUUACCGUAUUUCAAGAAAUCCGAAGACAUGAGAAUCGAAGAAUAUCAAGAAUCCCCCUACCACGGCGUCGGUGGAUAUCUGACCGUCGAAAACUUUCGUUAUCGUUCACCUAUAACUAAUUAUUUAAUGGAAGCAGCAAGAGAAAUGGGUUACGACGAAGUUGACCUGAAUGGAGCAAAUCAAACCGGAUUCAGUUUAACUCCUGGAACAUUAAGGGAUGGUCUGAGAUGCAGCACAGCGAAGGCUUUCCUUCGUCCAGCUUGGAGGAGAAGUAAUCUACACAUCAGCACCGACUCUUACGUGGAAAAAAUCUUGGUACGAGAUGAUGGAAACAGGAAAAUUGCUUAUGGUGUGCAAUUUCGUCUUCAAUCUACUAGUUAUAAAGUAACAGCUAAUCGUGAAGUGAUACUGUCAGCUGGGGCAGUACGAUCGCCACAACUGUUAAUGUUGUCUGGUAUCGGACCAAGAGAUCAUUUGGUCGAUUUAAACAUUCCAGUGUUUCACGAUGUCCCGGGUGUAGGGAGUAAUCUUCAGGAUCAUGUGACGUUCACUGGACUCAAUUAUAAUGUGACUAUCCCAAAAAAUUAUUCAGGAUCCGAACCUUUCUCAUACGCAGGGCAGGAUGCUUUUGACUCUCAGACCCUCACACAGUUCGCCAUAAACAAUACUGGAAUGAUGUAUGAAAAUCCAGAUACUGACAGCAUGGUUUUAAUUAAUACUAGGAAUUCAGGAAAGGUAAUACGAAAUUUUAGUAUAAAAAAAUUCGUUUGCAGAUAUGCGAACGGAUCUGGAGAUUAUCCUAAUGUAGAGUUAGCAUUAUCACCUGGAGGAAAUGCUACGGCAACUAACGUAGUAGCGAGCACGACUUCCUUCUCUGUGUUGCCAUUAUUAUUAAGACCAGGAAGCAGAGGAUACAUCAGACUAAAUGCCACGGAUCCUGAAGGAUUUCCAAUCAUAGUUCCCAACUAUUUCCAGGAUCCCCAAGAUCUUGAAGUUUUGGCCGAAGCAGCGCAAUUCGUUUACGAUAUGUCGAGAACAUCUGCGUUGAGAUUUUUAAACACUCAACCGGACAUAGACAGAAUUCCUAGCUGUUCAACGUUCGAAUAUUUGUCAAUGAAUUAUUGGCGUUGUUUAGUCCGAUAUUACACUGCCUCGGGGUUCCACCCAGCUGGUUCGUGCAAAAUGGGACCAGCUAGCGACCGAAUGGCAGUGGUCGACGCUAGACUCAGGGUGCACGGUGUAUCUCGACUACGAGUGAUCGACGCCUCGAUCAUGCCUACCAUCGUUUCCGGGAACACGAACGCGCCUACUAUAAUGAUCGCUGAGAAGGCUUCUGACAUGAUCAGAGAAGCCUGGACAGCACCGUUAAUUCCUGCGAUAUAAAUUAAAAUGUAUAUUUUACUGAUACAUAAACCGGAAAGAGAAACUUCUCACAUUUUUGUCUCCGUGCAAUAAACGAAUUAGCUCUGAAUCCA
Messenger RNA from Ceratina calcarata, 2141 nucleotides. RefSeq names its product glucose dehydrogenase [FAD, quinone]-like. The transcript is spliced from 6 exons. Lineage: Eukaryota; Metazoa; Arthropoda; Insecta; Hymenoptera; Apidae. Gene Ontology annotation, molecular function: flavin adenine dinucleotide binding; oxidoreductase activity, acting on CH-OH group of donors. The coding region runs from base 148 to 2049 and encodes 633 amino acids. The record is from RefSeq and is a predicted model, not a curated record.